Diplodia corticola is the source of this 1965-nucleotide messenger RNA. RefSeq names its product lysophospholipase plb1. The record is from RefSeq and is a predicted model, not a curated record. The coding region runs from base 1 to 1965 and encodes 654 amino acids. The transcript is spliced from 2 exons. Gene Ontology annotation, molecular function: A2-type glycerophospholipase activity. Gene Ontology annotation, biological process: glycerophospholipid catabolic process. NCBI's taxonomy places the organism in Eukaryota, Fungi, Ascomycota, Dothideomycetes, Botryosphaeriales, Botryosphaeriaceae. Gene Ontology annotation, cellular component: cytosol; intracellular membrane-bounded organelle.
AUGAAGCUUGACACCGCCGUCAGUGCGUCUUUGCUGCUCUCUGCGGCUUCGGCAAAUGUGGUCGCGGUCCCGCGCGACCCGACGCCGGAGCAGGCUGCCGCUCUUGCGCUCGCUGGACUAAAACGCGCCAGCCCCCAGGCUCCGAAUGGUUACACCCCUGAAAAGGUCGACUGCCCCUCGACCAGGCCUUCUAUCAGGAAUGCCAUGUCUCUGUCGUCGAGCGAAACGGCAUGGCUCGAGAAAAGGCGCAAUAACACCGUGUCCCCGAUGAAAGACCUCUUGAGCAGACUCAAUAUCACCGGCUUCGACUCUGACUCGUACAUUGACAAAGCCGCCAACAACGUUUCUGCUUUGCCCAACAUUGGUAUCGCUGUGUCUGGUGGAGGCUACCGUGCGUUGCUUAACGGCGCUGGCGCGGUUGCAGCAUUCGAUAGCCGGACGCCAAAUUCGACGGGCAGUGGUCACAUUGGUGGCCUUUUGCAGUCAUCCACGUAUUUCGCGGGCUUGUCGGGAGGUGGCUGGCUCGUGUCGUCCCUUUAUGGAAACAACUUCACCUCUGUACAAAACAUCAUCGACGCCGACCCCGACCAGUCCGGCGACCUCUGGCAGUUUCAGAACUCCAUUCUCGAUGGCCCUGAAAAGGGUGGCAUCCAGAUUUUGAACACAGCCGAGUACUACUCGGCGCUUUACGACCAGGUCAACGGUAAAGUCGAUGCCGGUUACGAAACUUCCAUCACCGACUAUUGGGGCCGCGCCCUCUCCUUCCAGCUUCUCAAUGCCAGUGACGGCGGUCCUGCAUACACCUAUUCGUCAAUCCAGGAUGACGAGUACUUCACGAACGGUGAUGCCCCCAUGCCCAUCCUGGUUGCGGAUGGCAGGGAGCCCGGCCAACUCGUCAUUUCCAGCAACACGACCAACUUUGAAUUCAACCCCUGGGAGAUGGGAUCUUUCGACCCGACUGUCUUUGGCUUUGCCCCUCUUCGCUAUGUGGGAUCUAACUUCAGUGCUGGAGAACUUCCUGAGAGCGAGAAGUGCGUUCGUGGUUACGAUUCACUCAGCUUUGUGUUUGGAACCUCCAGCUCGCUCUUCAACCAGUUUCUGCUCCAGAUCAACAGCACAGACAGCGUGCCCGACAGCUUGAAGGGUGUUUUGACCAGCGCCCUCAACACCGUCGGAGAGGACAACGAUGACAUUGCCGACUGGUCCCCCAACCCCUUCUACCAAUGGAACAACAAGACCAAUCCGGGUGCUUCGAGCAAGCGUCUGACGCUUGUGGAUGGAGGCGAAGACCUGCAGAACAUCCCCUUCACCCCGCUCGUCCAACCUCUGCGCAACGUCGAUGUCAUCUUCGCCAUCGACUCCUCGGCAGAUACCGUCUCCACCGAGGCCCCGGGCUGGCCCAACGGCACCGCCAUGGUCGCAACCUACGAGCGCUCGCUCAACGUCACACAGGCCAACGGCACCAUCUUCCCUUCCAUCCCCGACCAGAACACCUUCAUCAACCUCGGCCUGAACAACCGCCCCGCCAUGUUCGGCUGCGAUCCCGGCAACUUCUCCGACACCACGCCGCUGGUUGUAUACCUCCCGAACGCCCCUUACGUUUUCAACUCCAACGUCUCCACCUUCACGCGCGAGUACAGCAUCAGCCAGCGCAACGCCAUGGUCGAGAACGGCUACGACGUCGUGACCAUGGGCAACGGCACGCUCGACGCGCAGUGGCCGACUUGCGUGGGCUGCGCCAUCAUGUCGCGCAGCUGGAACAGGACGGGCACCACCGUGCCGGACGUGUGCAUGGAUUGCUUCAACAAGUAUUGCUGGGACGGCAAAGUCAACUCCACGGCUACGACGUACAUCCCCGAUAUGAAGUUGGAGGAGCUCAAAACUACCAGCGCCGCGGUCGCUGUCAUGCCGACUUUUUACUCUAUGGCAGCGGCUGUUGUUGCCUGUAUCGCUCUCGUGCUCUAA